This is a messenger RNA of Xiphias gladius (swordfish), 1238 nucleotides long. RefSeq names its product leucine zipper and CTNNBIP1 domain containing (gene lzic). The coding region runs from base 325 to 894 and encodes 189 amino acids. The record is from RefSeq and is a predicted model, not a curated record. Gene Ontology annotation, molecular function: beta-catenin binding. The transcript is spliced from 7 exons. NCBI's taxonomy places the organism in Eukaryota, Metazoa, Chordata, Actinopteri, Istiophoriformes, Xiphiidae.
ACCAGCGGUGGCAAGCGGCUCGGUAAUGUCACCUGCUUCCUCGAGUACGGACGUUAUGGACGACAUUACAGCUGAUUGGUUGGGAUCGAGCAGGCAGACAGCAGCCGCACCCACGCUCCUGAGCUACGUUCACAAUCACAAACGCCUCGACAAAACACUAAAUAUCGUGUAACUGUAGCUAGUGUGUACGGAGAUCAAAUUCAGUGCUUUAGUUACUUUUGUGGUACAUUCGCCAAGCUGAUACCAACACUUAACUUAUCGCAAGGCUAAUUUACAACUGUUUGCACAAGGAGUCCGGUUGGAAAUAGCAUUUCAUUAAGGAGGAUGGCUUCUCGCGGGAAAUCGGAAACUGGAAAACUGAGGCAAAACAUGGAAGAGCAGCUCGACAGACUGAUGCAGCAGCUUCAGGACCUGGAGGAAUGCAGAGAAGAACUGGAUGAGGAAGAGUACGAGGAGACAAAGAAAGAAACCUUGGAACAGCUGAGUGAAUUCAGUGACUCUCUGAAGAAGAUCAUGACAGGAGACAUGACACUUGUGGAUGAACUCAGUGGGAUGCAGCUGGCAAUCCAGGCUGCCAUCAGCCAAGCAUUCAAAACCCCAGAGGUGAUCCGACUUUUUGCCAAGAAGCAGCCAGGACAGCUGAGAACCAGACUAGCAGAGAUGGACCGAGAUGUCAUGGUGGGGAAACUGUCGCAGGACGUGUACAUGCAGCAGAAAAUGGAAAUCCUCACAGCCUUGAGGAAACUGGGAGAGAAGCUUACUACAGAGGAUGAGACUUUUCUCACUGAAAAUGCUACAGCUACCCUGAGCCAGUUUGAAAAAGUGACUGCAAACCUAGGGUCCGAAGACAAAAUUAUGGCUUUAGCUAGCUCUGGUGUGAAAACCAAAGCGUAGUAAUUCUACAAAAUGUUAAUUUUAACUCUGUGUCUUUGUUAUUACCGAGAAACAAACGUGUCAAUUGAUCGUUGAUUGUGUAAAUAAUCAGUGCACUUCUAGGUGUUGCUGUGGACGCUAACACUUUUUAACAGUAUUGUUUUAUACCCCUCCACUUUUGUAAAUGUCUUUUAUCUAUCCAGAUAAGUGUAAUAUUGUAUUAUAGGUACGAGUAUAUGAUUUGUUUAAUAUGAAGACGUGCAUGAAUGUAUAUGAUAAUCGAGGAAGUUCACGAGAAAUAUUCUGUUGGGAAUUGUGCUAUAUUGGGUUGCUGUGUCUGUCUGUCUUAAAACCUGAAAAUUCAA